This is a messenger RNA of Aureococcus anophagefferens, 1071 nucleotides long. RefSeq lists its product as hypothetical. The transcript is spliced from 2 exons. Gene Ontology annotation, biological process: actin cytoskeleton organization. The coding region runs from base 1 to 1071 and encodes 356 amino acids. Gene Ontology annotation, cellular component: plasma membrane; cell junction; cortical actin cytoskeleton. Gene Ontology annotation, molecular function: actin filament binding. The record is from RefSeq and is a predicted model, not a curated record. Lineage: Eukaryota; Pelagophyceae; Pelagomonadales; Pelagomonadaceae.
AUGCGCGAGGCCCUCGGCCAGGACCCGCUCACCGGCGAACCCAAGUGGCUCAAGCGCCAGCGCAAACUUUUUACGAAUUUCGUCAACGCGAAACUCAUGGACCGCGACAUUAGCCCCGUGACGAACAUCUUCGAGGACCUGAAGGACGGGCGCAUUCUCUACGCGCUCCUCGAGGAGCUGUCGGGCCAGUCGCUCGCGCCCAUCGGCAAGAUCAAGAAGAAGGCGCCUUUGAAGAAGGCGGAGACGCGCAUCGACCACGUGUCGAACCUGUCCAUCGUCUUCCGCUACAUCAACCAGACGACGAAGAUCACGGGCAUCGGCCCCGCGGACGUCGCCGACGGCAACGAGACGCUCAUCCUCGGCCUGCUCUGGUCGCUCAUCGUCUUCUUCACCGCGCGGGACCUCGGCGGCGUCGACGACGUGAGCGCGCUCAAGAAGAAACUGUUGCGCUGGGCGCAGAAGCGCACCGCGAAGAACCCGGACGUGGAGGUCCGCAACCUCAAGGACUCGUUCAAGGGCGGCCGCGCGUUCCUCGCGAUCCUGCACGACGUCGACGCGGAGGGGUCGCCCUACGAGCCGUCGGCGGUCGCGACGCACAACUUCAAGACCGCGUUCGACGACGCCGCGGACAAGUACGGCGUGCCCGUCCUGCUCGACGGCGACGACGCGGACCUGUGGAAGGAGGAGCAGGGCAUGGCGCGCGCCCGGCGUCCGACGCGAGAGUUCCGUUUCCGAUUGAUGAAGCGGCUCCCGGAGACGUCGAGCGACGUCGCGGGCGCGGCGCUCGCGGCGGCCGCCGCGCGCGAAGGGGAGACGCGCGACGACCUCGUCGCGCUCUGCAAGGUGCCGUCCGUCGUCGGGUCGUCGGCCUGCGACGACGCCGCGCGACUGCUCUGCCACCAAGCCCAGCUCCGCAAGAUGGCCGCCGUCGACGUCCGCGGCGGCUUCGUCACCGCGGCCGCGCGCGAGCGCGACCCGGCGCUGCCGACGGUGCUGCUCGUCGGCGACUACGCCGUCGGCGCGCCCGUCGCCUGCUGUGUGGAAUUCAACCACUGGUUUGGGUGGUCCUGA